Molecule: messenger RNA, 2948 nt
Organism: Conger conger (European conger)
Lineage: Eukaryota; Metazoa; Chordata; Actinopteri; Anguilliformes; Congridae
Gene: sypl2a
Product: synaptophysin-like 2a
Exons: 6
Coding region: 285-1007 (240 amino acids)
Cellular component (GO): synaptic vesicle membrane; synaptic vesicle
Source: RefSeq, a predicted model, not a curated record
AAACGUGUAAACGAAUUUCAAUAAUUCUCAAGUUAGAUUGGUUGAGCCGCCGCAUACUGCGUGUCUCUUUAAGAGUUGCAGCAGGAAAAAGUUCUGAAUCACGUGUGUAGAGUCAGGUCAAAAAAGGGCUUGACAAAAGUUCUCACAAGUUCUGCAAAGACUGAGACAUUUUCAAACGGAACUAAGGCUUAAAUAUUAAGUUCUCUCUCAACAGCGUAACAUUUGAAAAGGGUUAAGGUCUCCUUGCGAAGAUCAGGUCAACGUUAAUCUUUAAAAACAGCGCAAUGGCCGGACUGCCUCAGCAAGUUAUGUCCGGAUUCAGGCUUGAUCUGGGACCUUUGAAAGAACCUUUGGGAUUUAUACGAGUUUUAGAAUGGGUCUUCAGCAUAUUCUCAUUUGCCACCACUGGGGGAUACACUGGGUAUACCGACUUCACUGUGCAUUGUUCCCCUAAGGAAGGGGAGCUAGUCACUGCCUCCUUCGGCUACCCUUUCAGGCUUUCAGGCUCUGGGUUCAACUACCCAAACUGCACAGCCCCCGGCUAUUCGGUGAAGAUGCACCUGCAGAAUGACUACUCCUCCUCGGCCGAGUUCUUCGUGUGCGUUGGGGUUUUUGGGUUCCUGUACUGCACGGCCACUCUGGUGCUGUACCUGGGGUUCCAGCACGUGUACCGGGAGACCACACGAGGCCCUGUGAUUGACCUGUUUUUAACCGCAGCCUUCGCCUUCCUGUGGUUGGUGUCCUCUUCAGCCUGGGCCAAAGGCCUAACCGACGUCAAGGCGAUGACAAACCCUCAAACCAUUGUGAACAACAUCAAUUUGUGUGUGAAAGACAAGUGCAGUCCAGACCGCUUCCCCGCCAUGGGCCGCCUCAAUGCUUCUGUGAUUUCUGGAUUUCUCAACCUCAUCUUGUGGGGUAGUAACUGCUGGUUCAUUUACAAAGAGACCCCUUUCCACAAGCCAGACCAUGCAUCUGCAGCUGUAACCGAUGAAACGGGACCGCAGUAACUAGAUUUAGUUAACCAUCCUCACUCCGUCUCUCACACACACACACACACACACACACACACACACACACACACACACAGGGGAGUACAGUGGAAAAAGAAUCAAUGAUUUCGUAUUGAUAUUUUCAACACAACUGCAGUGCAGUUGGCAGAGUUUCAGCUCAGGCUAUGGUGUGCAAACCUCAAACCUUUGGGCAAAGGGGAGGGGUGGGUGCACAUGUUUCAUGAGCUUACUGGAUGAGAUCUCUGCUUAAAACAGAAAUGCUACUGUCGUAAGAUCCCACACAAUUUGUCUUUUUCAUUGAAUAUCUAGUUUCAUUUCAUGCCUUUCUCACCAAAACUGUUGAAACUAAACUUGUCCGUAUACUUCUGUUAAAUGUUCCCCCAAAAAUCAAUAAUUUUACAGCAUCAAAACAGUCAGCAUAUGCUUCAGUGGCAUAUAGGCUAGCCUGUUAGAAGUAUGCAUAAGGCGUUCUUUUUUUACUUUAGGGGAAAGUAUGUUUUUGAGAAUUAAUUUAUAGUAUCCAAAAUAAAAGCUGUUUUUUGUUAAAGAAGAGACUGCAUCACCAAAUAAUUGUUUUGUAAGUGGUUGAAUCACCAAAGAAUGCCAGUGAUUUGAGCUUUGAUUUCCUGCUCUAGACAAUCUAAUCUAGUGACAUAAUUCCAUUCAAAUGAAAGUUUUUAUUUUGGGUUUGUAUGGAUGAAAUGCACAUUGCCUGCUUCCAUCUUAACACUAAAAUGGCUUGUCUUUUGUACUAUUUUUGGAAAAAGAGUCCAAAGUUGGAGAUAUGAUCUACUGGGGAAAACAUUAUUCAUAAUCUUACACCAUUGUUUUACAUGGCUAAUUUCUCUGGUCAGCGAGGAAUCAGAAUUUGAUGACUGGACGCAGUUUUGUUUUUCCUAAAGGACUGCGUUUUAUUCUCGCUCUCUUCCUGUGCUUCCAUGGCUGAUGUUUGUGAGGAAGUGCCUGAGGACCAGCUGAUUUAAUGUUAUCCAGAGAUAAGGAAAUCAAAAUGGCAAGGGCAAACUCAAUGUGUUGAACUGGCUGAUGGUGCCAAAAUACAAGAUUAACCACAGUGCAAUUUACACAGAACUAAAAAAAAUUCUUAAUUCUAAUUCUUAAUUUUAAAGUUCUUCGGUUUAGAUCCAUUUAAUUAAAUAUGAAUUAUUUUAGAAUUGAAGAAAUCACAAACGGAACACUUUUGUAAUGCCGUAUAUAGUGAUUCAAACAAUGUGCUGGUCUUGUAUCGUCCAGCUGUAUUUUUAGAAUGUAAAAAUAACUGGUUAUGUUUUCCUCUAUCCUACAGUAUAUGUUGCAUGUUGUGAAACUUUCAGUAAUGUGCCUUAAAGUUGUUGUAAUAUGGAUUUAUUUUGGACCUCUUAAACUAUUUUUAGUGUGGGGAAGUGAAGAAUGUAUAAAAAUAAAAAAAUGUAAAAAAAGGUAAACCCAGGGAACAUUUUUUUCAUGUACCUUACAUACUGCAAGCAAGGCUGACUUUACAUUCAAUUAAUUAAUCAUAAAAUGUCUGGUAAAUUCUGUUGUAUUUUAUAUUUUGUCUUAGGCCUAUAGGUGAAGAUACCUACAUAGUUGAUUGUUUUAUUUUUGGCUUUGCACUUUGUCUAUUUUUUUGUCUCUAAAUAUCCUUUGGAACAGGAGCGUCAAAUUUAAAUCCUGGAGGGCCCCUGCAUACUGCUUUUUUCGGGUGUUCUUGCAUUUAAGUCAUUGACUGGCUGAGUCGUCUAUACAACUUUUCUCCAACACCUAAAUUGGCUGCUGAUCAAAUAGGAAAUCCAGAAAUCUGAAAAGCCAGCAGAGACUGCAGCCCUCCAGGACUGGAGUUUGAGACCCCUGCUUUAGACUGUUUCAAAGUGAGCACUGUUCUAGUGAAGUCACUGAUUGUAUCAUUCUGUAUUGCACUUAAUAAAAGGCAGAUGCGGUUCA